AUUUAAACACGUGUGUGGUUUACGUUCAUUGUGGUCUGCAGCCGUUGUUUUGUAUUUUUGUCGGAUAUUUACAGUCGGUGCCGAUUCUCCUCCGGCGGAGAAACGGCCAGCGCGUCUUCGAGCAGGAAAAAGCGCCAACUUCUCGUUGCGCCGUCUGAAGAGUCACAUUUGAAUGACUGUAUAUUUUUUUGGGGGGGAUAAUAUAAUAUAAUAAACUAGAAGCUGGAAUGAGUCCUCUGGUGGGCGGCGCUGUUUGCUGUCAGUAACGUCAGACGCCGAGGAGAGGGAAAGAUGUCAGGCCUGCUGGCUGAGAACGCUGGAGCGGGCCAGGGGAGUCCCGUGAAGAGAAACAAACUCUCCUUGAAGUUCUUCCACAAGAAGGACACGAAACGAGCCCUGGACUUCAACGAACCGCCGGCAGAAGACGCCAGAGCAGCGGAACCAGAGGAGUCCGAGGCGAGCUGUGAGCAGGUGGUCUAUGGUCCCACGCCGUGUCUGGCCUCACCAGACCCGGUGAUCCCAUGUGAGAAGAAAGACAACCUGGUGCCUUUUGUGGGUCUCAACAACCUUGGCAACACCUGCUACUUAAACAGCAUCCUGCAGGUGCUGUAUUACUGCCCUGGCUUCAGACAGGCUGUAAAGAAGCUGAACGACCUUUCCAAAGGCAGAGAAAGACCGAAGGAGGACACGGAUAAAAACCAAGAGCCGCCGGAGUGUGCGCCAGAGGCUCUGCCGGCUCACAUGGAGCUGCUGGGGAGCUUCAGCAGCCUGAUAGCCUCCGUGGAGCAGCUGCAGUCCAGCUACCUGCUCGACCCCGACGGCUUCAGUGAGGGCGAGCUGGCCACGGCGCCUCGCAAAAUACUUCACACCAUCAGGCAGCUGAACCCCAUGUACGAAGGCUAUCUCCAGCACGACGCUCAGGAGGUGCUGCAGUGCAUCCUGGGAUACAUCCAGGAGGCCUGCGUCACCAUCAGAAAGGAGCAGGAGCUGGAAAGGAAGGACGACGGCUCCUCCGACCCAAGUGUCUCUGGGAAGGAGGCCAAAGCUUCCACGGACGAGGACGGACAAGUCAGCGGGAAGAGGAAGAGCGACACUGAGGUGGGAAAUGCCAAGAAGAAGCCCAAGUCUGCCAAGUCCAAGAAGUCCGAGUGUGCAGAGGAGAACGUCUGUAAAAGCAAACCCUUCACUCGCUCCAAGAGAAAGUCGUCCUGUGCCAUCGCCGUGGAGAGCGCUCAGAGUAAGGACGGAGAGGAGGAGGAGGAGGAGGAGGAGAAGCUGAACAGGGAGGAAGAAGUGAAGGAUGAAAAGGCGUCUGCUAAAGAGACGGGUGGGAAGAGGAAGAUCAAAGCCACGCUAGGCUGGCUGAGGUCGUCGGGGAAGCAGCCGAGUAUCUUUUCCAAGUUCUGCAGCGUCGGGAAGAUCAGCUCCACGGCUCCGAAGCCUGAGAGCAAAGCGGAGCAGGAAAACGAGCCGCCGGAGGAGCCCAGAGAGAGCAGCGCUCAGCAGCCGGCACCUCCGAGGUCCGCUGAAGGAGAAACAGACAAACAUGGAGACGUUCUGGGCUUGAUGGAGAAGUUGUUCCAGGGCCGCCUGGUGCUGAGGACUCGCUGUCUGGAGUGCGAGAGCUUCACUGAGCGGAGAGAGGACUUCCAGGACAUCAGCGUGCCGGUGCUGGACGAGCAGCCCAGCAGCCCCGAGGAGCUCUCUGAAGUCUCUCCAGACCCCAAACCCGAGAUGAAGACUCUGAUGUGGGCCAUCUCUCAGUUCGCCUCCGUGGAGCGCAUCGUCGGCGAGGACAAGUACUUCUGCGAAACCUGCCACCACUACGCGGAGGCCGAGCGGAGCCUGCUGUUCGACAAAACCCCCGAGGUCAUCACCAUCCACCUGAAGCGCUUCUCCACCAGCAGCCUAGAGGCGGACCCGUACGCGGGCCUCUCCAAGGUCAACACCCCCCUGCAGACGCCGCUGACGCUGUCGCUGGCCGACUGGUGCACCGAGGCCGGCGCCGCCACGGGCCAGCGGUACGAGCUGUUCGCCGUGGUCAUGCACAGCGGCGUCACCAUCAGCAGCGGCCACUACACCACCUACGUCCGCAUGGCCGACCUGAAGGACGCCGAGGCCUGGCUGCAGGACACCAAGGACAGGGGGGUGCAGCGGGAGGAGGAGAGCAAAGAGGCGGCACGGGAAGGCGAGACCCCGGCCUCAGACGGCGGCGACAAGGCGUCGGCGGGCCUGAGCACGCGGGGGCAGAGGCGGGCGGGUCUGGCCGCCCCCAAACCGGGGAGCAAAAAGCUGUCGGAGGGCGGCGUGGGACUCCUGGGGGGACAGAGGAGUUCGUCCAGUUGCCAGCUGGGCGGCGCGAGCAAGGCAGGGGGCGGCGGGGCGGCGGAGGGGUCCAAGCGAAGAAAGGUGCUGGGCAGCUCCGGCCAGAACCCGGACGCACCGAGAAAGGAGGCCGAAGAGGCGGCGACGGCGGCGGCGCUUCCCUGCGGGGGGGCGGAGGCUACGGAGCGGCGGGCUCUACGCAGCCUGCUGCCCUACGAGGGGAAGUGGCUGCUGUUCGACGACUCGGAGGUGCGUCUGUUUGAGGAGGAGGACUUCCUGCGAGCCUGCUCCCCCGACACGUGCUCCUCCUCCACGCCGUACCUGCUCUUCUACAAACGGAUGCCUGAGCCCGGACUCUAAGGCCGACGCCACAUUGGACGCACGGAGAUCCGACUGUUGGUGCCAAAAAGACUUUUAUUGCCAUUUUACGAAGCUGUCAAAAGUUUGUUUCCGCCGUAGAAAAAAAAACAGCAACAGGACCAAGGCCAGUUUAACGCACUCUUCAGCAGGGGUUCACUUUCUAUAAACCGUCUGCGUUAAAGUCUCCUUUCUGUCUUUUUUUCCUUUUUUUCGUACACGUCAGGGACGACUAAGCCUUUUUUGUACAGUCCUAGUUGUUUGUAAUCUUGUUUUGACACUGGUUCUCACGCUCGUCUUGCCUUUUUUAUUGUUUUUGUCUCAUCAGAGCAGUAAAAGCACUUCUUAGUGCAGCCAUCGUUUAGAUCCAAGGUUUGAUUUCUUUUUUUCUUUUUUUUAUGUACAGAAACGUGCAUCAUUUUCUUUAACUGUACGCUCAUAUAUAUUUUUUUAAAUCUUGAAAGUAAUCUCCAGUUUUUAUGGGGUUUUAAUGACUUCUUGGGUCUUGAAUCAGUGAAAUGUGGCUGGGAAGACUAAAAUGAGCGCAGCAGCAGCAGCUUUUCACAAUAGAUCCGCUCUCAGCAGAACAAAAAGGAUUCCUCUGUUUGGGAAAACAGGUUUUUAUAUCACAUUUUAAGUGGUUAUAGUAGAUGUCCAGAAUUUUAACUCCUGAUUUAAAUCUAAUUUAUGGUUGUCACAAAGUUCUCCGAUACAUUGAUGGGGGGAAAACCUCCAAGCUUUUUCUUUCUUUUUUUUAAAUUAAGUGCAUGGGGAGGUUUUAUUGGUCCUCAAAGGUUUGCUUCCCGUCUUCAGUGCUGGCUGUGAAUGGCCGGCACAUACUCGACAAGAAGGGAAACGUUUCUUCUUUCUAGAGAAGACUUUAUGUCACAGGAAAUCAAGAGUAAACUCCUUUUAUAGGUGGGGUCCUGCUGCAGUCGUAACCACGCCUACUUAAAAACACGACCAAUCACGGUAUGUCCUGCUAACCCUGCAGCCCUGGGAGAGAACGACGGAUACCUUUUAUAGAGUUAUUACCAACACCUUGAAGGUUUGGGUCCCACCUAAACUACCUCAGUGCACCUUGGGAAACAUUCUGGAGCCCUAUUAGGUUUUUUUCUAAACCUCCGUCAAAAGUUUUCUUUGAUGACCCCUCUGUGUUCUGCUUGAGGGUUUUCUUUCUAACGUCAAAGCAGCAUUCAUAACGUGUGUCAAACUGUAGUCCACAGCAGCUGUGAUUCCUUUUUGGGCUGGACGAGCAAUAAAGUUUUUUACCUUCA
Fundulus heteroclitus (mummichog) is the source of this 3959-nucleotide messenger RNA. RefSeq names its product ubiquitin specific peptidase 1 (gene usp1). The record is from RefSeq and is a predicted model, not a curated record. NCBI's taxonomy places the organism in Eukaryota, Metazoa, Chordata, Actinopteri, Cyprinodontiformes, Fundulidae. The transcript is spliced from 9 exons. Gene Ontology annotation, biological process: protein deubiquitination. Gene Ontology annotation, molecular function: cysteine-type endopeptidase activity; cysteine-type deubiquitinase activity. The coding region runs from base 292 to 2685 and encodes 797 amino acids. Gene Ontology annotation, cellular component: cytosol; nucleus.